This is a messenger RNA of Daldinia vernicosa, 2915 nucleotides long. RefSeq names its product alkaline phosphatase-like protein. The record is from RefSeq and is a predicted model, not a curated record. Lineage: Eukaryota; Fungi; Ascomycota; Sordariomycetes; Xylariales; Hypoxylaceae. Gene Ontology annotation, biological process: GPI anchor biosynthetic process. The transcript is spliced from 7 exons. Gene Ontology annotation, cellular component: endoplasmic reticulum membrane. Bases 197 to 2785 code for a protein of 862 amino acids.
CGUUAUGAGUGGAUCAAUGCAUCAGCUCUGUAAUUUUAGCUUUCAACAUCGCGAAACCAAUCUGUUCUACCUGUUGCUAUUCUAAUCGAACCCUCACUUCGUGAUAGACGAUGGAGCAUAGGUGAAAUUGACCUCUUGCAAUUCUAAAUACAGCUAUAACCGACCGGAAAAGCUGAUCUAUGCGCUACAAUUGGUCAUGUACCGCCAUAAUGUCUUCCCGGUCUCGACUGUAUCUCUCGUCGCAGCUAAUCUUCUAAUACCUGUCGCAAUCCUCCUCUUCGCCGUUGGUUUCUUUCCCUAUAAACCAUUCUUGCCUGGUCUAGCCGAAUACCAAUCCCUCGAUUAUGGCUCGCCGCCCGAAGCGCCGUUCGAUCGUCUAAUAUUCAUGGUCGUCGAUGCUUUGCGCAGCGACUUUGUAUAUCUAAAUGGCUCCGGCUUCGAGUUCACCCAAGGGCUUAUUCGAGAUGGAGUUGCUAUUCCCUACACCGCUCACGCUACGUCGCCGACUAUCACGAUGCCUCGAAUAAAAGCGAUUACUACCGGUUCUACACCUUCCUUCCUCGAUGCGAUCUUGAGUUUCGACGAAGCCGACACGUCUUCGACGCUCGCCGUCCAGGACACCUGGCUCGCUCAGAUGAAGGCGAAAAAAUCGGGGAAGCUAGUUAUGUAUGGUGAUGAUACGUGGCUGAAAUUAUUCCCCGGCGUGUUCGACCGAGCGGACGGCACUUCGAGCUUCUUCGUCUCCGAUUUUACGGAAGUCGACAACAACGUGACGAGACACGUCCCUGACGAGUUGCGCAGAGAUGAUUGGAAUACGAUGGUUCUCCAUUAUCUCGGCCUCGACCACAUCGGCCACAAAACAGGCCCUCGAGGCCCAAAUAUGAUUCCGAAGCAGCAAGAGAUGGACGGAAUCAUUCGCCAGAUAUACGAGGCGAUGGAGACGCAACCGCAUCUCCAUUCGACCCUUCUUGUUUUCUGUGGCGACCACGGCAUGAAUGAUGCUGGUAACCACGGAGCCUCUUCUCCUGGAGAAACUUCAGCUGCCCUCGUGUUUGUAUCACCUAAGCUGAAGUCCAUCGCAAAACCCGUCAAAGUGCCAGCAAAUUUUGUCGAGGAUUUCCAAUAUUACAACGUCGUAGAGCAGUCCGAUCUAGCCCCUACCCUUGCCGCUUUGCUCGAUUUUCCGAUCCCUAAAAAUAAUCUUGGCUCCUUCAUGGUAGACUUUCUGCCUUUUUGGCCAGAGAGACGAGACAAGCUCCAAAUUCUUGUGCGUAACGCGAGGCAGAUUCUCGAUAUUGUCACCGCAAGCUUCGGUGGUUCGUCAUCGGUUGGUAGGAACCCCAACCUUGAUUGUGUCCGCCCUGGCUCCGGGGCCGAACAAUUGGCCUGCGAGUGGCAGCAGAUUAGCAAAAAAGUCGAGACUGUCUCGGUCGAGGGAAAUCUAGGCGAGGACCAGAUAAUGGAUGUGUCAAAGUGGUUAUCAAGGGCGCAGACUUUAAUGAGCGGUAUGGCGAGCAACUACGAUAUGCCGAUGCUCAUAUACGGCGAAGCGACAGCGGCAGCGGCCUCUUUGGCUGCGGUAUACGCCGUAAUUACUUCAUCUUCCGUAACAGCUUCUAGCUUAGCACCGUUUACCCUCGUCACGGCGCUGUACGGCAUAAUGAUGUUUGCUAGUAGCUACGUCGAGGAAGAGCAACACUUUUGGUAUUGGGCUACCUCUGCGUGGCUGCUCUAUCUCGCGAUUAGGUCGAGUCCAAGAGCGACGUAUAAGUCUUUCGUCAUGGGCCUCGUUGCGCUCGGCGCUAUGCGGUUGACCCGGGGAUGGAACCAAACUGGGCAAAAGUUCGCCGGCGAGCCCGAUAUCGCGACUAGUUUUAUAGCGUCAAAUCCGGAAUUGCUCUGGUCUCUUACCCUCGCGACGUAUGCGAUGGUCUCUUUGGAAUUAUUCGACGGGCUUCGGAGGAUCCCAACUGCUAUCUCAGGUUCCAUAGUUGUGGGACUAGCGACCUCAGCAAUAUCUUUCAAGCUCGCCUUUACUAACGAGGACGCCCCCGAGCUAAUUGUUGGAUUCGCGAAGACGCUUGUGGACUUAUUUGACGGUCCGACUCUUGUGAAUCGAGCGCGGGCGGUAUUCCUCGGUCUCGGACUUACUUCGAUAUGUCCCUUGUACAGUAUUUUUGUGCAGGGGACUAAGCAAUCUAAGGGGGAUGCGAUACGAACCAUGCAUCACUUGUAUACGCUUUUUGCGUUGACACAGUCUCGAGUAACUAACAUACCCCUCUUCUUACUAUUUCGGGCCAUUUACCUGUAUCUGAGCGGGCUCCGUCUAGAAGCCGUAGACAUCACGAUAUCAUCGCUGCUACUACAAUUUACUUCCUUCUUCGCAAUGGGAGGCUCCAACGCGAUAUCCGGCGUGGACUUGUCUAACGCGUACAAUGGCGUCAGCGGAUUUAAUAUCUUCGCCGUAGGAGUCUUAACGUUCCUCAGCAACUGGGCUGCUCCGGUAUGGUGGACCUCGGCAUCCAACUUGCUGCUCCUUCGAAGCAGGGAGUCAGCAAAGCCCGGCCGUGGUCGUGUGUAUCAACAGCACGCUGCGAUUUUGACGUUGUUUGUGGCAGUCGCUCUCGUGUUCGUGAUGAUAGCCUGCACGACCUUGAGGACGCAUUUAUUCAUAUGGACCGUAUUCUCACCAAAGUAUUUGUACAGCAUGGCGUGGAGUUUGGGACAGCAUCUCGUUAUUAACGUAGCAUUUGGAGGUCUUUUAUAUUGGCUCGGUUGCAAAUGACAUACAAGAUCUUAUAUGCGUUAGAGUAUAGAUCGUCGAAAUUUAGAGAUAGAUCCUUUACGGUUCGGCGUUAAGCUACUUAUGUACAUAAUAAAUGAACAUCGCGAAUAUCACAUCGCAUAUGAAUCUA